This is a messenger RNA of Trematosphaeria pertusa, 1563 nucleotides long. Its product is annotated as carboxylic acid transport protein. Gene Ontology annotation, biological process: transmembrane transport; carboxylic acid transport. The record is from RefSeq and is a predicted model, not a curated record. The transcript is spliced from 3 exons. NCBI's taxonomy places the organism in Eukaryota, Fungi, Ascomycota, Dothideomycetes, Pleosporales, Trematosphaeriaceae. Gene Ontology annotation, cellular component: plasma membrane. Gene Ontology annotation, molecular function: carboxylic acid transmembrane transporter activity. The coding region runs from base 1 to 1563 and encodes 520 amino acids.
AUGGCUACCGGCUAUGACCCUGCGGACCCUCUGGCUAAGGGCACCUUCGCCACAGCCAAGCAAGGCUGGAAAGACCUCUUCAUCUGGAAGCAGCGAGUUGUCGUCACAAACGACUUCGGCGAAGAGCACACGGAAUGGCAAGCACCUGCUCCAUUGAAGAACCCUAUCAGCCUCUUCGCGCAGCUUAAUGCCAAGGACUGGACAUACUUUCUGGUUGGCUUCAGCGCAUGGGCCGCAGAUGCUUUCGACUUCCAUGCCCUCUCAAUCCAGACAACCAAACUCGCCAAGUACUAUCAUCGGACCAACACAGACAUUACCACCGCCAUCACUCUUACCCUGCUUCUUCGCUCCGUCGGUGCCGCCAUCUUUGGCCUUGCUGGAGACAAGUUCGGCCGAAAAUGGCCGAUGGUGAUGAACAUGAUCGUCCUGGGUCUCUUACAGAUCGCGACCAUCUACUCGGCGACCUUCCAGCAGUUUCUUGCAGUCCGAAGCCUGUUUGGAUUGUUCAUGGGUGGAGUGUACGGUAACGCUAUUGCGAUGGCCUUGGAGAAUUGCCCUGUGAACGCGAGAGGCUUGAUGAGCGGCAUCCUCCAGCAGGGCUAUUCCUUCGGCUAUGUACUUGCGGCUUGCGUGAACCUCGGAGUCGGUGGCUCAACGAAUUCUUGGAAAACAGUCUUCUGGGUCGGCGCUGGACUCUCCAUCGGCAUUGGGUUUGUUCGUGCCUGCUUCCCUGAGUCCAAGCAGUUCAUCGAGGCCAGGAAGGCUGGCAAGCGAGCAAAGGCCCCCGACGUCUUCUGGCAGGAGACCAAGAAGAUGCUGCGCCAGGAAUGGAGAAUGUGCAUUUACUGCAUCAUCUUGAUGACAUGGUUCAAUUACUAUUCGCAUACUAGUCAGGACAGCUACACGACCUUCAUGCUUACGCAGAAGGCGCUUCCCUCCGCCGGAGCUACUCGCGCCUCCAUCCUCAUGAAGACGGGCGCGUGCGUUGGCGGAACCAUUAUCGGAUACCUCUCUCAGUGGUUUGGUCGACGCCGGACUAUCAUUUGCGCCGCGAUCAUCUCCGCCUGCCUUAUCCCUGCUUGGAUUCUUCCCACAACUGAGGGUGGCCUCUCAGCAUCUGGGUUUAUGAUCCAAUUUUUCGUCCAAGGUGCCUGGGGAGUCAUCCCGAUCCACCUGAACGAGCUGUCUCCUCCGGCUUUCCGAUCUAGUUUCCCUGGUGUUACAUACCAGCUGGGGAACAUGAUCUCAUCGCCUUCCGCUCAAAUCGUCAACGCCAUCGCCGAGAGCCACUCCGUGAAGUCGAGCAACGGAAAGCCGGCUUCGGCUUAUGGACCAGUUAUGGGGGUAGCGACAGCCAUCAUUGCUCUCGGCAUUGCGGUUACCACAGCUUUGGGUCCCGAGAAGAGGGGCCGUCAUUUCGAGACUGUCGGUCCGCCAGUUGCUGAGGUGGUUGCGAAGGACAUCGAGGAGGGUCGCGUUAGUUACGAGAAAGCGGAAACUAGGGCUACCGAAACUGUGGAUGAAGAGACGGGGUCCACAGACAGAGACACUGAGAAGAAGUGA